Dacryopinax primogenitus is the source of this 1024-nucleotide messenger RNA. RefSeq lists its product as uncharacterized. Lineage: Eukaryota; Fungi; Basidiomycota; Dacrymycetes; Dacrymycetales; Dacrymycetaceae. The coding region runs from base 1 to 891 and encodes 296 amino acids. The record is from RefSeq and is a predicted model, not a curated record. The transcript has 2 exons.
AUGGCUCAUAGGCCAUUGAGUGCCAGGCCAAAUCUCACUUCAUCAUCACCCUACUCACACGAAGCACGCUUCACAUCAAUGAACAGGCAGAGAAGCACAUCAGCAGUCGCAUUGCCACACAACGAUCUAGGUCGUGCCGCACAGGGAUUCAUCUCUAUUCCAGGGGGGGUAGCAGGCCUCAACUCAGAAGCACAGCACAUAUGGGAGUCGCUCAUGACACUCCAUUGUUCGCGAUACACCCCUUUGUCGACACACCUUGCUCGAGCGUUACCCCUCCUCACUCAUCCCUCGCUACCACUCCCAGCCGCACUCCAGAUCCUAAUAUUCACCUCUUCCCUCGCACCUUCCCUCCGCGCACUCAUCCUCUCCCAACACCCACACCUUGACACGCUCGACGAAGCAGUCGGCGCCGCUAGACUUGCCGAGCGUGCGAAGCAGCGGAUGGAUUGGAUAGGACGGACGAUGACCGCGCUCGAAGUCACUUCACCACAGUCUUCCCCGAUGCCCUCCGUUCUCCACCGACCAUCACCACCUCGAACGUCUUCUAGUCGACCAUCUUCCAGCAGCUACAGCGGAGGGUGGUCACGUCCGUCUACCGGAACCACCGGCACCACCCCUUCUCCUUCCUUUUCGAGGGCGCCGUGGAGCUCACGAAAGCGUUCGUAUGAUGAUGAUGAACCGAGAGUCCGCAGUCACAGACGGAAGAAGGUCAAGAUGCAUCUCACGUGCGACGCCAACUGCACUCGGCAUGAUCAUGAUCAUGGUCUUGAUGAGGAUCGACCGGGAAGCAGCGAAAGCAGCGUUGCUUCUGACAAAUCACCCCAAAGCGGCAUGGACGCGCUGGCUGAUGCCGCUGUCGAGGCUGCGCGGGAGCAGCUCCAGCGUCUGUAGUGGCUCACUCUUCACAUCUGGGUUCUUACUGAUUAUCUUGUUGUACAAAUACGUAACCGUCGCACAGCUCUCAUCAUCUGUCACAUUAGUGUCAUCGACCAGUGGGGAAGUAAGAAUACAAAUAACAACAAAC